GACCCGAAUCGUGGCGCGGGCUAUCAGAAGCAACCUAACGGGACCGCCUCAGCAUCUUCCUCACGUCUCACUCUCCUCCUUCCCGCCUUAAACCCCUCCCGAGGGAUCUGAGCUCGCAGAUCUCCUUCCCCUUCCCGAUCGAGGGAACGGAGACCACCAUGACCACAUCAAUCCCUCCCCCACCUCCGCCGUCGCAUCCUUCCCCGCCAGCGAUGUUCCGGCGCAAGGCGCUCUUGAAACAGAGGUCGUGGUCGCCGGAGCUGGAUUACGAAGAAUCCUGGCAGCGCCGGAAAAGCCUCUCUCGCGAUCGACGCAAUCGCCGCUCUCCGUGUAUUACCGAUGAAGACAUCGACGAGCUCCGUGGAUUCCUCGAUCUCGGACUGGUGUUCGGCGAUGGAUGCCCUAACGGCGGAGAUUGUUCUAAGCGGUUAUCGAAGGCUUUGCCGGCUCUCGAUGAGUAUUUGGCGGUUCGCCGCGCUUUUCGUGGAUCGAUUGCUAGCGGCAGAUCGUCGGAAUCGGAUUCGAUAUCUUCAUCCGAUGGCUCUCCCGCCGAAAGCCCCCUUUCGAUCUUUGCUAUAUCGCCGAGUGAGAGCCAAGAGACACGGCAAGCGGGUAUUAAACGGUGGGCUCGGCUCGUGGCUUUGGCGGCGCGCGACUGCUGCUGAAUUCGAAUAUUCCGACGAAUAUUCCGGCAAAGUAUUUCAUGUUUUUGACUGUUCGUUCUCCUUUAUUUCCUCUUUUUGGCCGUUUCUAUUGAGAAAAUCUCCAAACUUAUUUGAAAACUAUCAAAGUCAUAUCUGUUUUAUUAUCCCCUCUCUCUCUCUCUCUGUAUAUUUAUAUAAAUCUCCUGAGUUGUAACU
Messenger RNA from Dendrobium catenatum, 860 nucleotides. RefSeq lists its product as uncharacterized. The record is from RefSeq and is a predicted model, not a curated record. The transcript is spliced from 2 exons. NCBI's taxonomy places the organism in Eukaryota, Viridiplantae, Streptophyta, Magnoliopsida, Asparagales, Orchidaceae. The coding region runs from base 159 to 665 and encodes 168 amino acids.